GAUUGGUUGCUAUGGGAAACACCUCAGGCAGUGAAUGUAAAGGCCAAAAUGGAGAACAGAGGAAUCCUGACUGAAAGAUGGAGGAUGUGACAGGAAAGUGAGUGUGUUGUACUAUGAUGCAGCUUUGAUUGUCGGUCAUCACUGCUUAGUGAUGGGAGCCAUAAUGUCAGGAGUACAGAGCAUGACCUCCAGGACUGCUGAUUGGCUGUGACGGUCAUGUGACCUAGAGUGCUGACGAGAAGGUGAACAUGGGAUUGCAGGGGUUGCGCUAGGACUUUCGGGAUCUGAAUGGCAGUUUCUAAAGGAACAGGAAAAAGGAAAGAAAACGCUGUUGAUCGAAGAUAGUGACGUAAAAAUACACGAGAAAGCAACGAACAACAUCUCUCUGGUGAGUUGUGCUGAGUAUCCUACAUGUGGAACGGAAAAGCUCGGGCUGAGUCAGCGCGGUCACCCCUGGUUAUUAACAAAGUAAAUGACAAGAACUUCACUUCAAGUUCCAGCACAGAAGACGGUCGUCAUAGUGACAGCACAAUGGCCGCUGCUUUACACAUACGGUGUAUCUGGAAUGUGUUUGGCGCAGAUUCACCGGACGGUGGUGGUGUCACCAGCCACUUUCUGCCUGAUUCGAACCUGCAGGAGACAAAAUGACCGAUGGCGAAUGUUCCAUCCGGCCAAACGUAAGUAUGUGACACAACAAGUGAUUGUAUGCCAGAGAGCAAAGCCAAAGCAAGACCUCACCGAUCCCGCCAUACCAGAAGAGAGCGUCCUGCAAGAAGUGAAGUCCGUAUCAUCCGUACUGCCCAUCAGAGAGGCGUCCAAUAGUCCUCUCGCUGAGGAAGAGACCCCCAACCAAACCAUCCCCCAGGCCAAAGAGGAGAGGGGCUGGAGGGAAAUAAAAGUGGAUGCGUCCACAUUACCGGGAAUACUGGCCAGGCUGUCCAAAAUCAGACUGUCAGCUUUGGUGGUGAUCACAGCUUCUGCUGGAUAUGCCAUGGCCCCAGUGCCCUUUGACCUGAGCUGCUUCCUCUUGGCAUCUGUUGGCACCGGACUGGCCUCUUGUGCUGCCAAUACCAUCAACCAGUUUUUCGAGGUGCCAUUUGAUUCGAACAUGAACAGGACAAAGAGCCGCCCCCUUGUACGAGGACAGAUCAGCCCUCUCAUUGCCGUCUCCUUUGCUGCUGCCUGUGCUAUUCCUGGGAUCACCUUGCUGACAGUCGCUGUGAACCCACUGACCGGGGCUCUUGGUGCAUUCAAUAUCUUCCUUUACACCUGCUGUUAUACUCCAAUGAAGAGGCUCAGCAUCGCCAACACUUGGGUGGGUUCUGUGGUGGGCGCUAUCCCCCCAAUGAUGGGCUGGACUGCAGCUACUGGCAGCCUGGAUGUUGGAGCCCUCCUGAUGGGUGCUAUCCUCUACUCCUGGCAGUUCCCUCACUUCAACGCCUUAAGCUGGAACCUCCGUGAAGAUUACUCCAGAGGAGGAUAUCGAAUGAUGUCAGUCACACAUCCGGACAUGUGCCGCCGUGUGGCUCUGCGCCACUGCCUAGGGCUCAUUGGACUAUCCACUUUAGCCCCCGCUCUGAACGUCACCACAUGGAACUUUUCCAUCAUCUCCCUUCCCAUUAACUUGUAUAUUUCUUACUUGGGCUACAGGUUCUACCGGGACGCAGAUCGCAAUAGUGCUAGGAAGUUGUUCUUCUGCAGCCUCUGGCAUCUGCCCACCCUUCUACUUCUUAUGUUGACCUGCAAAAAGUCUGUAGUGGGGAAGAAAGAGAAACCUGAGGUCGUCCAAGAUCCGAGAUGAGAGUGAGAGAGCAAGAGACAUUCUGUGAUCAGUUAUUACUGUAAACCCAACUACAAAAAGAAAAAUAAUUUUCUGGUUGACACUGAGAACAUCAGUCCUACCUCCUUGUCUAUAGGAAGAGACAAGCUUUAUAAGUUAAUGAACCCAUCAUCCCCUGCAGAAAACUAAUUGGGAACAACACUUUCCAUCAUCUCCUCCAUUCCCCAUGGGCCGUCUAUUGGAAACGACAUAGUUUACAUGAAAUUUUCUCUUAGUUCAUGACAUUUUCUUGAAAUAAACUAAGUUAAUUGAUGGUGAUGGCUUCACUGCAAGAGGAAAACAAAGAACCGUCACAUGUUUAUAUCGACUGGAACUUUUAUGUUUUGUUCUGAACAUCUGAAUUGUAAAAAGAAAUGUGGCGGCCUCCUUCAAAUACUACAGGUCGAAUUAGAGUCGAAGAUCAGCAAUGACGGUAAAUCUUAUAUUCUACCAACCAAUGAUGCAACAAAUCUGUCCAUAAUCCCCCCCCCCCACUCCUAAAUUAAGAUCUACUACAGGAACCCUACAGAGCAUAAUCUACUACAGAGCAUAAUCAGCAGAUGAGUGUGUAUUAUUCAUGAAGUUAAACCCGCCUUGUAUUAUUCCUCCUCGAGAUGAAGAAUUAAUAUUAAUAAAUUAAAAUGUUUUUGGCACAGAAUGUCAGUGAUACCAUGUGAUAUAUUGUAGGUGAACAUGUCAUGUUACUACCAAACUCCAUGCAGAAGAUCUUGUAGCAACAUCCAUGAUUUUAUGUCUUUUUGCUGGUUGUAUGGUUUAUAAGGUUUCAAUUUUGUGGAGUCUAGACAAAUAUAUGCAUAUAAUUUCAGGUUGGACAGAGACAAGUCAUUUUCAGACACUUUGGCUACACAGCUUCUCACUUGAGGAAAUGAAGGGUCAAACUUGUAAAAAAAAAAAAAAAAAAAAAAAUUAAGCUAGUACAUUGUGGAGCUCCACUUUAAGAAAAGUGUGGCUGAAAUAAGUUUGCCUUAUAUCUAGAUCAGUGGUCUCCAAACUGUGGACAUUUCCCAGCAUGCCCGGACAGCCGUUGGUUAGAGGUUUGGAAACCACUGAUCUAGAUGAUAAAAUACAAAAGGAUGGACAAUGCCACAAGAUCUUUUAUGAUAGGGUUGUCCAACUUGUGGUUCUACAGUUGCUAAACUACAACUUCUAGUAGCCCAGACACCCUUCUUCCAGUUUCAAAUGGUUCCAUUAAAGACUCAUUC
Messenger RNA from Hyla sarda, 3042 nucleotides. RefSeq names its product protoheme IX farnesyltransferase, mitochondrial. The record is from RefSeq and is a predicted model, not a curated record. NCBI's taxonomy places the organism in Eukaryota, Metazoa, Chordata, Amphibia, Anura, Hylidae. Gene Ontology annotation, cellular component: mitochondrial membrane; mitochondrion. Gene Ontology annotation, molecular function: protoheme IX farnesyltransferase activity. The transcript is spliced from 11 exons. Gene Ontology annotation, biological process: heme biosynthetic process. The coding region runs from base 473 to 1801 and encodes 442 amino acids.